AUGCCGUGCAAACUGAACGCCGUCUCCGCCGUGAUGCUAGCAGCCGCCGUGGCCCUGUGCCUACGCGCCUCUCCAGUGCCGGAGGUCAGCUUAGCAGGCGACACGUCGGGCGAAGAGGAGCAGAGCACGGUGACCCCUGAGCGCCUCAGCACGGCUCCAUACUGGGAUUUGAUACGCAAAGCCGCCAAACUUGACAAAGAGUUCGAGGAUGAAUUCCAGAGCAUGAGCAACGACUCUCUGGAGCAGUACAAGAUCCCAUCACUCCCGAGACCAUGUCCCAGCUCCAACUUCUCCAAGGAGGCCUGUCUCCAGCGGCUGAUUCACGGACUCUCCACUUACGCUUUCCUGCUGAAGCAUGUGGAGAAGGAGUACCCGGGCAACUCCAUCCUUCCCACAGUCGACUACUACAUCAGUGUGCUGAUCAAACUCAUGAAGAAGAAGAUGAGAAACCCAGAGUCAGUCGUCAUGCUGACCAGCAUCCAGGAGGAACAGCUGCAGAGGGAGCUGGACAACCCCAGCGAAUUCCACAGGAAAGUGACGGCGUACAGCCUGCUGAGGGAGCUGGGCUUCUUCCUGGUGGACGCCAAGAGGGCGCUGGCCAAGCGGGAGCGCUCCAGAGGGAGGCUCGGCCGAAAGACAACACCCUCGGCCUGAUCCGGCGGCACUGGCUCGACGACGUCGCUCGCGAUAUUAUUUAUUUUACCUAUUUAAAUCUGCUAUUUAUGAAUAUUUAU
This is a messenger RNA of Synchiropus splendidus (mandarinfish), 734 nucleotides long. RefSeq names its product interleukin-6-like. Bases 1 to 654 code for a protein of 217 amino acids. Gene Ontology annotation, cellular component: extracellular region. Gene Ontology annotation, molecular function: interleukin-6 receptor binding; cytokine activity. The transcript is spliced from 5 exons. The record is from RefSeq and is a predicted model, not a curated record. Gene Ontology annotation, biological process: immune response; T-helper 17 cell lineage commitment; neutrophil differentiation. NCBI's taxonomy places the organism in Eukaryota, Metazoa, Chordata, Actinopteri, Syngnathiformes, Callionymidae.